CAUUUCAUUUCAUUUCAUUCCAUACUUUGUUUUCUGCACCCAAAUUCUCACAAAACACAAACACAGAAUAUAGAGAGCUCCAAUAAAGUUGGAGGCAAAAAAAGUUGUUUUGAGUUCCAAGAACAAUGCCUACAACAUCACUCACUACUUCUUUUCAGUUGUUUACAAAUAACCCAAUUUUAUGCAAAAAACCAGCAACAAUCCCAUCUGCCUUCUCUGCUUCAUCAACUUCCUACCCAAUUAACAGCAAUGUUUCGUUGUCUUUCGUUGCUCCUCUUGAAGCAAUACUUUUCGAUAUCGAUGGAACACUGUGUGACUCGGAUCCUCUCCAUUACUACGCCUUUCGUGAUAUGCUCCAAGAGAUAGGAUUUAAUGACGGAUCACCCAUCGACGAGGACUUCUUCAUAAAUAACAUUAGUGGCAAGCAUAACGAAGAACUCUGCAGUGUUCUUCUUCCAGACUGGGAGUUCGAGAAAGCGAUGAAGUUCAUGGUUGAUAAGGAAGAUUUAUUUCGAAGACUGGCAGCCGAACAGCUGGAACCCAUAAGCGGCCUGGAAAAUUUAUGCAAAUGGGUUGAAGAGCUGGGUCUAAAACGGGCUGCUGUUACAAAUGCUCCAAGGUCAAAUGCCGAGUUGUUGAUCUCAAUGCUUAAACUUGAAGAUUUCUUUGAAGUCAUUGUACUAGCUGAAGAUUGUGAAAGAGCAAAACCGUUUCCUGAUCCUUACUUGAAAGCUGUAAAUGCACUCAGAAUUUCCCCAAAUCAUACAUUUGUGUUUGAGGAUUCUGUUUCUGGGAUUAAAGCAGCCAAUGGCGCUGGCAUGCCAGCAGUUGGCAUGGCUACUAGAAACCCUGAACAAAUGCUACUCGAUGCUGGGGCGACGCUCGUUAUCAAGGAUUAUAACGACCCAAAGUUAUGGGAGAAUCUAGAGCAGUUAGUACAGCAAAAAAUACCUCUUUGAUUCAGGUAAAUUAUACAAGAAAGUGUGUCAAAAAUUUGUAGACUAGUUGGUUCCUCACAUUGAAGAACCAUUUGUUUACCUGGUUUCACCUGUUCUAAAAUAUUUCGUAUAUAAUUUAUAACAAGAUAUAACAAAGUCAUUCAAAUUUCCAAGAAA
Messenger RNA from Erigeron canadensis, 1115 nucleotides. Its product is annotated as haloacid dehalogenase-like hydrolase domain-containing protein Sgpp. NCBI's taxonomy places the organism in Eukaryota, Viridiplantae, Streptophyta, Magnoliopsida, Asterales, Asteraceae. The record is from RefSeq and is a predicted model, not a curated record. The transcript has 5 exons. Bases 126 to 959 code for a protein of 277 amino acids.